UCCCCAAAAAAUCAAUUAAUUAAAAAAAAAACCCCCCAAACCAACCUUGGAUGUGACAAAAUAACUCUCUCUAUACCCUAACUCUGCCUAGUGCGCUCCCGGCGCAUUGGUGUGUGGAAAUGGGAAUUGGCAAGAAGAAAAAAAAAGGGGGAGGGGAAGAAAGUUGCAGUUGCAGUUGCAGAGUGCAUGUUGUACGGCAGAACGCAUCCAUGGAUAGGUAGUUAGUUAUUAGGUAGUUCGAACUUUUCCAUAGUUCUGGGUAUUUUCCAAUUCUCUAAGGUUAGUUACCUAGUUACCUAGUUGUUUGCCUAUUUGGACUUAACACGAAUUAUUAUAUUUCAUUUUUUCUUAUAAUUUCUCUUUCUUAUGUAAGUCCUCUAUUCUCUCCUCUCAGGCGAAUCAUCUUCGAUAUAGUCGACCGCUCCCCCCUACAUAGUAGUCUAAGUAUGUACCUAGAUAUGUAACUAGGUAGGGUAGGUAGGUAGUUCUAUAUGCAGGUCGAUAGUUUAGGUAUUGCAUCUCGCGUGGUGAUUGGGUCGAUGAACUUGGGUUCACUGGCACAUGGCGGUGAAAAGGUCUCUGUUUCUCCCCCCCCCCUACCUACCAAUCAGGUCCAAUCUAACUACCUACGUAGGUACUUUCUGCUUCCCCCUCCCCUCCUUGCUCUCUCUCUUUCUGCCUCGUCUGCCCCUCUCUUAGCUUUAGAACCUUUCGACCCCUCGAGGUCGUUUCCUUUCGUUUUCUCCCCCGCUCUCCUCCUCUUCCCCCCUCCCCCUUUUUUUUCUUUAAUUGUUGCCCACUCCCCCAUAAUGCUUAUGUAGCUGUUAUUCGCAAGAACCAUCCCACACACACACAUACACACCCUUGCCGCCGUUAUUCCGUUGCGUUGGUGUGGUGAUACACAUACAUACCUACAUACAUACCUACAUACAUACAUAUUGAAAAAGAAGGGGAAAACAUAUGUAAAAGAAGGUGAGAUACUGCAUGUGCAUGGAGAUUGGAUCAAACGGAGCAAUCGUUGAUGGGGAGGGCUCUGUGAGUCUGUGUGCUUGCUUGCUGCAUAGUACAAUACAUACACUAGGUUAGGUUGCUUACGAUCGCCCGCUUGCUUCCGAGUGGAGAGAAAUAGAAGCAGAAAGAGAAGAGAGACAAGCAAGCACCUCCAUUUGCUUCCAUUUUCUUUGCAGCGAAAAUUGAAAUGAGUACUGUAGUAUUACCACUGAAAACUUGAUAAUUCUAUGGAGUUUUACAUACCUCUAAAAUCUACAAACUACCUAGCAAUGCUAGCAUACAUACAUACAUACAUACAUACAUGCGCGUGGUUUUCUUUUUCGGUUCGCAUAGCGCAAGGCACCAAGAGACAGGCGCCC
This is a messenger RNA of Hypoxylon fragiforme, 1370 nucleotides long. RefSeq lists its product as uncharacterized. Bases 492 to 821 code for a protein of 109 amino acids. The record is from RefSeq and is a predicted model, not a curated record. Lineage: Eukaryota; Fungi; Ascomycota; Sordariomycetes; Xylariales; Hypoxylaceae. The transcript has a single exon.